CGCUGCCAGCAUCAGCCUCUCAGGACAGAAAACUUAAUUUAUCUCCUUAUUAUUUGUUUCUCUCUCUCUUUUCUCUCUUUAUCUCACCCACUCUGUCUCAUUCUGUCUCUUUUCUUUCAUGUAAACGUCUCAUGACAUUUGCAUUGCACAUGCUUUCCUGUUAAAUGCAAAUCAGCUGUUUUCACUGACUGACUGUGCUCUGGCUCCAACAGGUGGCACAGGACCAGGCGGUAGCUGCACUAAGCUCAGGGAGGAAGAGAAACCCCAAAGUGUCUGUCCAUCCACGAAGGUCUGUGACGAACCCAGUGACGCUGAGAGACCCUUUAUUUUUCCGUCCACCCGCUCACGGCCCCCCUUGCUCCCCACCAUGCCUACUCUGCCUGAGGAGGAGGAAGACUCCCCUGAGGAGCUGGACAGUUCAUCGAGCUCCCCCAGUACCUCCACACCAAGUGAAAGUCGAGCUGUGGUCAUGACGGCCCCCACUAUCGUCUUUCCACAACAGGCUACUGUUGUCCAGCAGGAUGGAUGUCCUCUUGAGCAGGCCAGACCACACAGUCCCAGAGCUCGGCUGGUCAGGAACUCCUCUGGAGGACCCAUCACCACAGUCGACAGCACAGGUAAUGUUAUUGACCUGGUGAAAGAUCAGCUGCCAGAGAUGCAGCUCUCUGAAGAGGAUCGACAGAAAAACCUGGAGCUGCUCGAACAAGCAAAGAAGGUCAGCGACCGAUUCUUGACCCGCCGCGGCCGCCGUUCCACCAGCAGCCUUACGGACUCACCCACAGGUCUUUCUCCAACUCCAACUCCAUCGUCCUCCCCCGGCUCAUCCAGAAGCAGCUCACUGACUGUGGCCCCUCAAACCCCUGUAGGACCCGUAGAGUUAUCCCAAGCCAGCCCAGUGUUUGUUGGUCAGCAUCUGGAGGUUCCUUCACUGAGGGAACAGCCUGACAUUACAAAUCAAGAACAGGAGGGCAGCAGAUUACUAGUGGACUGGAAACCCAGUGAGAAAAGGAAAGUGUCCUCUGGGACUUUAACGCCCCGUUUUGCCUCUCAGAAGGAGAACUGUGAUCCCGGUGCACCAAAGAGUCCUCCAGCAGUCAGUAGGUCAGAUGAGGGAGCUGGUUCAGGCCGAAACUCCAACCAGACCCCAGCCACAGGGGUAGCCAAGCCCGUCCCCCGUCCCCCCACUCAACAAGCCCCCUGUACAGCAGAGAUCAAGACGAUUGGGGCUUUCCCCCCACUAAUGAGAGCUGUUUCCUGGGAUGCUGUAGGCAGCCUUAAUUCCAGAAAUGGACCACCUAAUUUCCCUCCAACAGCAGAGGACACUUUCUCAGACAAACCCCGGGAUUCUGUCCUUAAUAAAUCCUCAGGGUACAAGGACCUGCCAGUCCAGCCGGGCAAUGUGCAGAAACUAUCUAAACUCAGAGAGGAGCACAAGCUGAUGCGAAACCAAAGUAUAGUGGGUUCCAAGUUACCAGAUUUAAGUGAAGCUUCUGAACAGGAAAAAGGUUCUCCAGUGUCGCCAACAUCAUCCAGAAUCGAAGAGGUGAAGGAGAAGUCUGACGCCAUGCCAAAUAUUUCUGAUGUGAUGCUGAGAAAACUCAAGCUUCAUCGUGGUCUGCCAGGCUGUGCUCCCCCACUUACUGAAAAAGAAGUUGAGAAUGCAUUUGUUCAGCUGUCACUGGCAUUUCGUAAUGACAACUACACCCUGGAGAUGCGUCUCAAACAGGCGGAGAGGGAGAGGAACCUGACGGAGGAAGACACGGAGAAAGAACUGGAGGAGUUCAAAGGCGCACUGAAGAUGACUGCACCGCAGUGGCAGAACCUGGAGCAGCGUGAGGCGUACCAGCGUCUGAUCGAAACGGUGGCGGUGCUGCACCGUCUGGCCACUCGACUCUCCAGCAGAGCAGAGAUAGUCGGAGCAGUUCGACAGGAGAAACGUAUGAACAAGGCAACUGAGGUCAUGAUGCAAUAUGUGGAAAAUCUGAAGAGGACGUAUGAGAAGGACCACGCUGAGCUGAUGGAGUUUAAGAAGCUGGCCAACCAGAACUCCAACCGCUGUUACGGUGGCUCUGUAGACACUGGAGAUGAUGGAGUUCCACGGCCGUCAAGAUCAAUGUCGCUAACACUUGGAAAAGCUCUGCCCAGACGCAGGGUGAGUGUUGCAGUUGUGCCGAAGUUUAAUCUCCUCAACAUCCCGGGUCAGACCCCAGCUACAGCCGGCCCGGGCCCCAACGUGGGACCCACCGCUGGUGCCGCACUUCCUGUCCUGUGUGAAGCAAAUGAUGUUAAAGGCAACUCCACCCCAGAGACACCACAACCACCACAACCAGCAGCAGAAUGUGGAAAGAGUGUGUCGGAGCAGGAAAGUGAGCCAGCCAAGCCUUCAGUCAACUUAGAAGAGAUUAGAGCCGAGAUCAAGGCAAAGAUCGAGGAGGAAGCGUACAAUAAAGGAUAUCAAGAGGGACUAAAGCAAAGUAAAGCACUCCAAGAAGAGAAACGUGAAGAAGAAGAAGUUGCUUCAGAGAAACUGCUGGACACUAAAAAUAAGGAUGAAGAGAGUGGAAAGAAGAUAAACACUAGCAGGAGGAUGGAGGAUGUCCUGGUUCUUCUCAGUCGGUUUUCUCCCAAAGUUUCCUGGAGUAAACGUCUUCUCUGGAUCAUCCUGACAUUCUUCCUGUUAAUGUGUCUGGUCAUCAGUAUUUUUACUUUCUUCAGUGACUACUACAACAGACGCGAUGACACGUAAGCAGAAGAGCAACACAACCUGGACUGAGUGUAAAAGCACAACCAAAGAACCCACUGCAGAGGCCCUCGGCGUCCUCGGUCUCGAUCAUUUUUUACCAUAUCGCCACAAUCGGACUCACUUGAAUUCGACACACUGGUACUCCAGGGUCAAAGACAUUUUGAGAGGCUGGAUUAUGUAGCUUUUUCAGGGUUGAUGGAAUUUUUUUUUUUUUUUUUGCAUGGUUUGGAAAGUUGCAGAUUGUUUGAAGCAGUGAGAAAAAACAUUAUUUCUUAAGGGACCAAUGAGUGUGAUUUAAUUAAUAUAUAUAUUUUAAUUAGAUGCUUAUACUAAAUGAUACAUUCUGGUAGUGAUAUGGCAGUCUCCAUUAAAUACUGCAAUAGACAGAAGACAAAGUGUACAUUUAUCUACACUUUAUUACGAUUUAAUAUGUCUCAGGUCCAGUAGUUAAUAAAGCCCCUGAGAGUGUUUGAAACAUAUUUAAAGACAUAAGAAA
Molecule: messenger RNA, 3239 nt
Organism: Sphaeramia orbicularis (orbiculate cardinalfish)
Lineage: Eukaryota; Metazoa; Chordata; Actinopteri; Kurtiformes; Apogonidae
Gene: irag1
Product: murine retrovirus integration site 1 homolog
Exons: 21
Coding region: 368-2746 (792 amino acids)
Source: RefSeq, a predicted model, not a curated record